Molecule: messenger RNA, 1467 nt
Organism: Parastagonospora nodorum SN15
Lineage: Eukaryota; Fungi; Ascomycota; Dothideomycetes; Pleosporales; Phaeosphaeriaceae
Exons: 1
Coding region: 1-1467 (488 amino acids)
Source: RefSeq, a predicted model, not a curated record
AUGAAGCGGCGGACACCAAACCAACGAGCACCUCAUGGCCGGCUAAUCGUGCGCAUCAAGUUUCCGCAGCCUACGACGCAGGCGCAGAGGGAGAUGCAGGCCGAGAGCUUCAACUCCCCGUCCGGGUCGUUCAUGUCAGUGCUUGUCCUGGAGAGGGAUUUCGAUCGUUUCAUCGAUGUGUUGCGGAUGAACGAUCUAGCAUAUUGUAGCCGUGUACUGCCGGAUGCAGGCACUUCGUCGAAAGUCCUGUCCAUGCGCAGCGUUGAGGGUCUAUCUCUGGAUAUCAAGAUCCGAGCCGGCCUCGAGGAGAGCAAGUACAAGCAUUUGCUGCGCAGAUUCACCAUACUCUCUGGGCCUUUUCACCAGCUCACGAUAGAGGGACAUGCGGAUCCUGCUUCCGCAGCGACUCUAGUGUCAAAAGUUGAGAUGCGCAUGCAAGGCCUGGGUCGUAAGCUACAGAUCAUGAAAGCGAAGAACUUCACGUACCACCAGGCGAUCAAGUAUCUUCUGAAACUCAAGUAUCAGGGAGACAUUUUCCUGCGUAUGGGGCACCAUGCCAAUGCGUACACGUGCUAUGAGUACGCUCUCAAGUUUGAGAAGUACUGGCAGGCUCACGAUCUCCAACCUGCCAAGCACACAUUUUGGCAUAUCGACAAGGACAUCUGCAAAGCCUGGAGCAUAGCCCUCGGGUGCAAUCUUGCAAUGGCCGCCGUCGCCGGUGGUCUCAAGGUCCGCAUUCCCUUGGUUCACGGCAGGUCCAUGAUGCGGAAUAUCUCGGCUCUUGUAGAUAUGCGUGCCAGGCGAGGUGGGAUAAGCAUGGAUCGAUACCUGGAAUUACUGUUCUCCAACGCAUUUUGCUUGAUCUUGCAGGAACAUGACGGGAAGCUGUUCGACAAUUGCGCCGUACUAUGCCUUCACUCCUGUCUCCAAGCUAUGAGCUCAGCGUGGGAAACAUUAUCUGAAUUCACCACACGCCAAGACAGCUCUUCUCCCACGGCAAAGCUUUACAGCUACGCGAAGAAGAUAAUGAGCAUCCCAGGAGUUGUUCGCGUGCGUCAGGCCGAGGACCACGGCAACGGACUUAACGCGGAAAUCAACGAGGAAGACCUUACGCGCGAGAUCAUGGAGCAUAUAGACGCUAUGCGGCAGAUUAUGCUAGACGCAACGUUUGAACCUAUGGUUUGGGGCAUACGUAAGGAGCUGUUCCCUAAUCCGCUGCUAUCUCAGUUACGCGUGUGGCCGGUAGCUCUCAUCAUGUCCGGUCCUGAAAUACCAGUUCGCCCCGAAGCUGAGUCGCGAAGUGGCCCCGAAGCGAACCGACCGGCCGAUUUGGACGAGAUGACUAAAGAGCUCUAUUGGCCGCCAAAACUUGCCAGGGUGGGAGAAGAGGUCUGCAUUCCCAAUUUCGAUGAUGUUAACCGCGAGGCGUUGAGCCGGGGUGCGAAGGAGGAGAGACUGUUCAUCUAA